Spirometra erinaceieuropaei is the source of this 927-nucleotide messenger RNA. The record is from the annotation of a GenBank genome assembly. Lineage: Eukaryota; Metazoa; Platyhelminthes; Cestoda; Diphyllobothriidea; Diphyllobothriidae.
AUGGUCGAAAGUGGUGUCCCCCAGGGUUCAGUACUGGGACCCUUUUUGUUCCUUAUCUACGUGGACGAUGCCGCAAGAGAUUUGGACUGUAAAGUAGCAAUGUUUGCGGACGACAUGAAGAUAUGGAGUGUAAUUCGUAGUCCUGCCGAUGAAGACAGACUGCAGAUGAACCUGAAUCGGUUGGAGGAGUGGUCAAACCGUUGGCUCCUGCGGUUCAACGUUGCCAAAUGUAGCAUACUUCGCCUAGGCAACACAGCCAGAUCCGCCAGCACAAGAGGCUACUUUCUGGGCGGUGCAGCCCUACAAGAGGUCGAAGCCCAAAAGGACCUCGGUGUGCUUACGACGAGUUCCCUAAAACCAUCCGCCCACUGUUCGAGGGUGGCAAAAACCGCAAUGUCCGUACUGUACGCCAUCAAGCGUGCGUUUAUGGACUUUGACGAAGAAGCUUUCUCUAAGACAUUCGGAACAUUCGUCCGGCCGCAUUUAGAGCACGGCAUACAAGCUUGGAGGCCGUGGGGUGUUGUGGAUCAAAACUGCCUCGAAAGAGUCCAGGGGAGAGCCAAGAAGAUGGUCAGGGGUCAAAGCUCCUUUCCUUAUGCGACCCGCCUAGUAAAUCUGAACCUCUUUCCUUUGAGUUUCAGGCAACUUCGCGGAGAUCUCUUGCAAGCCUUCCGCAUUGUAAAGGGGUUGGAUUGCAGUCUGGCCUUCGAGGACUUUUUUGAAUUUGCUACCACGACCAACCUCCGAGGUCACCCGUUAAAACUGCGCAGUCAGCAGGCACGGCUGGAUGUGCGGAAGUUCUCCUUCUCGGUUCGGGUGGUCAAACCGUGGAAUGAGCUUCCCGCAGAUGUUGUGAUGUCACCAUCUAUACAAAGUUUUAAGAAGAAUCUGGACAUAUUUAUGUUCCGAAAUGACCAAGAGCGAUGA